Molecule: messenger RNA, 315 nt
Organism: Purpureocillium takamizusanense
Lineage: Eukaryota; Fungi; Ascomycota; Sordariomycetes; Hypocreales; Ophiocordycipitaceae
Exons: 1
Coding region: 1-315 (104 amino acids)
Source: RefSeq, a predicted model, not a curated record
AUGUAUUGUCCAGGCAGCUCACCUGCAGGGUCAAAGGCGGCGCCGAAGCAACACUUGUUGCCGUGCCUCGUUCACGUGGGUUCCCUGUCGCCCGGAUGCUUCCGGUGCGGCCGUCGACCUCGCAGCCCUGCGCCUCCGCCGCCGCCGCCUUCUUCGCCACGAUUCCCGUCUUUGGGCAUGGAGCAACUCUGGACAUGCCGGCAGACCAUGUUCUUUUGCAAGGAUGCGCAGCACUGCGUCUACCACUCCCUGCUUGGGGAGCCGCAGCACGGCACGGAGCACACAUAUAAGCCGGACCAUCUCCGUCGUGCAUGA